AUGCUUCCGCUUCGGACGGUGACCCCGAUCAGGGCGCGGGCGAGUCUGCGUCCGCCACGUGAGUUUCCCACCCCUUCCGCUUCUGCCAUUCCCACCCGAGAACCCCAGACUGACAACAACCUCUCGAACAGUGACGACAACAACUUCAUCAACUUCUGCCAGGGCGAGACGCUGACCAACGGUCUGCAAAACGAGGGUGGAUCUUGCAACGGUAUUCCCAUGGGUAAGAUCCCCAGCAAGAACAACAUGGUCUCCUCCGUCUUCACCAGCCCCCAGAACGGCGACACCAUCGAGGCCGACACGGACUUCACCGUCUCGAUCCAGAUGUCCAACUUCGCCCCCGGAACCUUCACCAACGCCGACAACACCUACUACUCGGCGCCCCAGGACCUCGACGGCAACGGCAACAUCAUCGGCCACACCCACGUCACCAUCCAGGACCUCGGCGAUGACCUCAACCCCACCACUCCCCUCGACCCCACCCAGUUCGCCUUCUUCAAGGGCAUCAACGACGCCGGUGACGGCAACGGCCUCCUCUCCGCCGACGUCGACGGCGGCCUCCCCGCAGGAAACUACCGUCUCUGCUCCAUGGCCUCGUCCGCCAACCACCAGCCCGUCCUCAUGCCCGUCGCCCAGCGUGGUGCCCAGGACGACUGUGUCCGCUUCACGGCGUCGGACAACGGCGGCAACAAUAACUCC
This is a messenger RNA of Geosmithia morbida, 699 nucleotides long. RefSeq lists its product as uncharacterized. The annotation marks the transcript as partial. The record is from RefSeq and is a predicted model, not a curated record. Lineage: Eukaryota; Fungi; Ascomycota; Sordariomycetes; Hypocreales; Bionectriaceae. The transcript is spliced from 2 exons.